Messenger RNA from Saccostrea cuccullata (small rock oyster), 2055 nucleotides. Its product is annotated as multiple epidermal growth factor-like domains protein 6. The transcript has 9 exons. The record is from RefSeq and is a predicted model, not a curated record. Lineage: Eukaryota; Metazoa; Mollusca; Bivalvia; Ostreida; Ostreidae. The coding region runs from base 43 to 2055 and encodes 670 amino acids. Gene Ontology annotation, molecular function: scavenger receptor activity.
AGAAUAAAGGCAUAAAAGAUAUAAUUUUGAACGUGUGAAAACAUGAAAGUAAAUACUCUGGGAUUCCUGAUUAUAAUUCAAUUUGUAGUAGUCAAAAUAUCCAAAGGACAAUGUCUGAGUAAUGGUACGUGUGUUUGUCACUGUGUAAACUGUAACAAAACAUGUACAGAAUGUUCUCCUGGAUGGGGUGGAUCAGUUAGAAAUAAAUGCCAAAGAACUAAUACUUUAUAUCAAGCUGAUGUUGAAGAAAACACACAUUCUAAAAUACUGGAUGAUGAUCUACGAACAUCUGUAACGGAUUCAAGCCAGUUACCAUUUGUACGAAUCCAGCUUAAAAAUGCAACACAAAUUGAUGAAGUAGACGUUACCUUAUUCCUUCGAAGAAACACGAAGUGCACAUUCUAUGUAAAGGAGAGGGAAUAUGUACGUGAACCUGCAGUGACUUGUGACACCUUAUUACACACUGAAGAGGACAUAGAAAGAACCAUAAAGAUGAAAUGUAGUGAACCUCUUACCGGGAAAUAUCUCGAAAUUGUAUCUGAAGGAAAUCCCACAUUACAGGUUUUUGAAAUCCAAAGAUUAGGCACUUUCGGAAGAAACUGCAGUAAUAUAUGUCCAUCAGGAUGCAACAAGGAAUGUGACAAAACGUCGGGAGAUUGUGUUUGUCAAAAAGGUUUAUAUGGAGAGUCUUGUGGCGAAACAUGCUCUUCAUUCUGCGAUGAGAAUGGCUGCAACUCUAGUACCGGUGAUUGUUUUGGAUGCAAAAAUGGACAUUUUGGGGACCAGUGUGAGAAAAACUGCUCAAUUGGUUGUCAAGAUCAAUGUCAUAAGACGUCUGGAUAUUGUUCAUGUAAAAGAGGUUUUUAUUCUGAAAAUUGUUCAAUGGAGUGUCCUUCAAAUUGCUUAAAUAGAUACUGUAAUCAAACAACGGGUUCCUGUUUGUCAUGUGUUGAUGGUUAUUAUGGCAAAUACUGUAAUGAUGAGUGUUUGGGGAAUUGCAAUGAAAGUUGUGAUAAAACCACUGGUUUGUGUGCAAAGUGUCCACGGAAUAUGUAUGGUCGUUUCUGUAAUCUCACAUGUCCUUUGAAUUGUAAAGGCGAUACAUGUGAUAGAGAUGACGGUGAUUGUAAAGAGUGUAAGGCCGGGUAUAGGGGAAAUAAGUGUAACGGCCAAUGUCCAAGACAUUGCAAUCUAUGUAAACAAACAGAAUUCAUCUGCGUUAGUUGUAAACAAGGUUAUUAUGGCCUGACGUGUUCUGAAGAAUGUCCAAUUUCAUGUGGAGGUAAUAAAUCCUGUGAAAUAAAAUCAGGAUAUUGUCAUACAUGUUCGACAGGAUACUAUGGCAACAAAUGUAAACAGAAAUGUAGCGAUUUUUGUGACUUACAGAGACAAUGUAACAGAGAUACAGGGCACUGUGAACAAUGUAUUGCUAGCAAAUACGGCCCUUUUUGUACAGAAGUUUGUAGUGAAAACUGUUUAGAAUUAACAUGUUUUAAAAAUCAGACGUGUUCUUUUGGGUGUAAAGAUGGAUGGUUUGGAAAGGAAUGUUACCAGCAAUGCAGCGCUGCAAUAAGAAGUUGUACACACUGUGUCCAGCGACGGGAUACAGGAAAGAUAGAAUGUCUAAAAUGUGGUGAUCAAUGGUUUAUGAAUGGAUCCAAGUGCUAUAAAUGUCCCGAAAACUGUUCAUCAUGUGAAUCAAAUGAUAUGUGCACGAAAUGUCAAAAGUCCUAUUUUUAUGGGGAACGAUGUCAAUAUCAAUGUAACAACGCUUGCAUAAAUAACAUGUGUAAAAUGAAUGGGGACUGUUUGAAUGGAUGUAGUAACGGUAAAUACGGUAGUGAGUGUGACCAGAACUGUCCUAAAGGUUGUAAGCUGUGCUUCAAUUCUUCUAAAUGUUUGGAGUGCGAUGAUGGUUACUAUGGUGCGAUUUGCCAAGGUCUUCCUCUAGUUCCGCUAGAUUCUGCUGCUGGAAAAGUUGUCUCACACUCCGGUCUAUCUUCUUCCAUACGUUUUGACAUUGAGGGAGGGCACUUCCGGUUCCGGUUCCAUUGA